AACUUAGAUAGCUGUAUGCACGUAAUCACACAUAGGUUACACAUUCGCAGGUGAUAGAAGGGCAUCAGGGUUAAGUCACAGCUCUUGUGAAAAAAAGCAGAACUGAUUACCAUCACUGUAUCUGAUAUGUUGCUAACAGCUAUGCACCUGACAACCACAAGCUGCACCUGACGACAGUCUUGCUCAAUUACACCUAGCAGGGUAGGACUCUUAAAAUAGUUCAAAACAGCUCGCGAGAUCGGAGUUUGGAACCCGUGGGAGAAAAAAAGCUGUAAAGCAGUCUCAAGGAAAACCAAUCAAAGCUGAAGGAUGUCUGAUGUGGGCCGACCGUCCAGGAAUCGAGACAGAAACCACCAGGCCAGACCUCACAGAGACAGAAGAGACCGGGAUGGUCCUCAUGAGUACCGGAAUGCAAGAGACCCACACCAGGGAGGACCUGCAGCUUCUAGUGACAAAUCACAGCCACAUCAUUAUGCAAGACCAGUUGCUUCUGAGCCGAUGUAUCCAGGGCCACCAUCACCAGCCCCUGAGGACUACUUUGAGGCUUCCAGGGAGAGACACCCCACAAAGCCACAGUCAAAGUGCUCCUAUGUGUGCUCAAGGAGAGGUAUAGUUCACAUGGCUGCGAUAGGGACUACUAUAAUUGUGCUGAUCUGUGUGGCAGUCGCCCAGGCAGUCAUGUCUGGAUUCUCAUCAAUGGGGGGUCUGGCAACUGGCAGUUUCAGCCUGAAUUCGGAUAUCAACCCUUUCCAGGGCACAGAGCUGCAGGAGGUGCGUGACUUGGACAUGCAGUACAGCCAGAUGCGAGCCCCUGGGGUUUACGGAGGGGCCCCUUUCAGCAUUGUGAUGGGAGUCAUUACCCUUUUCUUUCUGAUCAGUGGCGCCAAGCCCCUUUGCAGCAUCCCAAUAAAGCUGCUUGUCUUUGAGUUUUUCUUCGACGUGCUGGCUUGUGUGGGCUACAUUGUAGCAGUUGGCCUUUACCUCCAUUUUGUCAUUCAGGUGAAUGCCACAGAUGUGUGUAAGAAAAGGGAACGGCUGUAUGCACGCCAAGGAUACACCUGGAUGAACUGCGAUGUGCAGGGAGGCGAUGCAGCAGUUGCCCUCUUUGGUCUAAUAACUUCCAUUCUGUACUUUGUGGGGUCGAUACUCUGUGCACUGACCAUCAGGCUUGCCAAGGCUAUCCAGAGGGAUAUGUAUCUGGAACAAAAUCAGCCUGAACCUGAGGGAAGAAGUCAAAACGGGAAGCAAAGGGAUCACGGUCAUCGCCGUCAUCAACGAAAUAUUGACCCUGAUUUGCCAGUUUCUACACUUGUGUAAAGGAUUUUUUGUGGACUAGCUGCUGGAAGGCUUUUAUUUUCCUUAUAUGUUUUUUUUGUUUGUUUGUUUUUUUUAAGUCAGUGAAUGGGUAAACUUUAUUGCCACUGCCUUAUUUUAAGUUUAUAAGCAAAUCAUGAUUUCCCAUCCAUUAGUGGCUGUUGUAAUAUUUUCCAAUCCAUUAUGAAAUGCAGUGCAACAGUGUACUGUUCUUGGGGAUGCUGGGGUUUCUCUGUCCUUGAAUCAUUAAUAUUAAAAACUGAAUUUAGACAUUACAUAUUCCUUGUUUGAAUCUAAAAUGUACCAUUGAUAUUGUUUUAUUACUGUUCUUAAAAUAAGGUACUGUAAACUUAAAUACUACUACUUUAUUUAUUUUUUUGUAUAAAUAAAAUGUUCAUGAAGCCACACUAUUACUGUAUUUAAUCUACUGGUUUUUAUAUUAAAAUAAGUAUACUAAUUAUUAACAGCAAAUAUCUUGCACAAAAUGUAACCUUACCAACUAUUUGCAAUAUCUAGUACCAGCUUCAGAAACACAUUAGGACAUCCACUUAGAAAUCAACACCUUUUUUCCUACUGUACUGUAGAGUAACAAAAAGUACACCAGAUUACAUUUGUUUUGUAUAACAAAUUGUAUCAUAAAAUGUAUAAAUGUUGUAAAUGCCUCAGCAAAAGAAAAAAAAGAAUGUUCUACAUAAAGUAAAAACAUCAUGAAACUGU
Messenger RNA from Acipenser ruthenus (sterlet), 2031 nucleotides. Its product is annotated as MARVEL domain-containing protein 3-like. The transcript has 4 exons. NCBI's taxonomy places the organism in Eukaryota, Metazoa, Chordata, Actinopteri, Acipenseriformes, Acipenseridae. The coding region runs from base 310 to 1317 and encodes 335 amino acids. Gene Ontology annotation, cellular component: membrane. The record is from RefSeq and is a predicted model, not a curated record.